CCGCGGCGUAUUGCCCCACCGUAGAUUUUAUCAUCGACAGUUUUACCCUCAAUGAAGCCGGUGCUAUAAAUAAAACGGCAAGAUAUAUUUAAUACCUAUUAACGGAUGACCUGUGCCUGUCUAUAAACUUUUUUUUUAUACGACGCUCGUUCUAUCUCAGUCGUUUUACAAGCGUCACGAAUCCGCAUCGGUGUAAAUAACACACGACGUAAUCUUUUUCUCUCCUCCCCCGUGUAGACGUACGACAGCCGGCAGGUCAUGGUGACCGUGUUCGUGUGCCUGUGGGGCGUGCGGCUCUCCGGAUACCUCCUGUACCGAAUCAUCAAGAUCGGCCGCGACAAGAGAUUCGACGACCGACGCAGCAACGUGAUCCGCUUCGCCGUGUUCUGGACAUUCCAGGCCGUGUGGGUGUACGUCGUCAGCCUGCCUGUGAUAAUAAUCAAUUCUCCGCGCCACAAAAUACCGCCCGCACCGAAGACGAUGACGACACUUGACAGCGCCGGCACGGGCCUCUUCCUCAUCGGCCUGCUGGCCGAGACCUACGCCGAUCUGCAAAAGUUCGCUUUCAAGCAGGACCCGGUGAACAAUGGAAAGUGGUGUAACGACGGACUUUGGAGGCUCUCCCGGCAUCCAAAUUAUUUCGGCGAGAUCGUCGUCUGGUGGGGGAUAUUUUUAAUAUCCUUAAACGUCAUCGAAGGAGCAGAAUGGGUCGCUAUUGCAUCUCCGAUCUUCACGACGUUUAUUAUUCUAUUUCUGUCAGGGAUGCCGUUGUUGGAACAGGCAUCGGACGAGAGAUACCGGGAUAACGCGGAGUAUCGCUACUACAAGCAAUCCACGUCGCCGUUGAUACCGAUACCGCCGGCUAUCUACGUCGAGGUGCCGCGUUUCCUCAAGUUCAUCCUGUGCUGCGAAUUCCCGUUGUACGACUCCCUGGACGUGAAGCCGAGGUCGGCCGUCACCGAGUCAACGUCCAUCAGCCUCGCCGCGUCCACGUAGCUGUAGCCACACGCCGGACGACCGAAUUCAGAGUCCGGCGUGCAGUCGACGGCAACAGCUACAACCAGUACAGCCCUCUGAGUGUUACCUUAUCUCUCUCUGCGGCAUCGAGCAUCCCGUCUAUCCGCUGACAAAAAUAUAAACUCCCGACGGCCGAAUCGCAAUUUUCCCAAUCCGAUGUUCUAUCAAAGGCACGAUAUCGGCAUUUCGAGGAAUCAUACGAAACUGUACUUGGGUCGAGCGUACAAAGUUCGGUGUAUGGAAAACCGAGAAGAUCCCUCUCCAAGGUGGAAAGGCUUAUAAGACAAAGUGUUAUUAUUUUUGUAACUAAAAGCCCUUUCCGGCGUUAGGCGUAAACGGUACCGGCGACUUUUCGUACAGAAUCGAAUGAUGAGAUGAACAAAGAAAAUUAUUUUUGUAGCGACGUUAUAUGGGUACCAAAAGUAGUUUUACCGACCAAUUCGAGCAUCGUUUCUGUACGGCAAGUCGACGGUAAUGAUUUGAUUAGCGGCUUUAUUUAUCUACGUAUUUAAACUCUUAUUUUAGAUACAAGAAGAAAGAUUGAAAAUGAUAUAUAAUUUGUAUGUCCUAAAUAAUAUUCAGGCUUAAGAAGAACUCUUAAAAAGCGUCACUAUAUUCAAAUUAGUCAACCGCUACCUGCACUUUAAAUUGCAUAAAUAAAUAAUAUUAUAUAUUGUCCCAAGAGAGUAGUUCUUGCGGAAAUAAAUUAGGCAGCCGUUUACCGCGCUCGCUGUCAACUAACAAAAAAAAGUAUGUGUCUUAAAUAGCAGAAACGAAAUUUAAAGCGAGAUUUUAAUGUAAUACGAAUAAGUAGAUCAUUUAUGAAACUAACGGUAAUUUAUAAAAUUGAUGAUCUGUAGUGGUUGGCGGUUGAUACUGUUGGUUCGUUAAAGGUGAAAUAAUUGGCAGAAACGCGCACAGAGAUCGAAAGAGAAACGUAAGUGUGUGUACAGUAUCUCAAGUCUCAAGUAACUCGGCAGCGAAUAAGCAAUAUUUAUCGCCAGAGACGUCAGGCGAACGUAAUAAAACAGUCACGUUUACACUUCACCACGCUAUCACGAUCGCUAUCCAUUCCGUUAGUACGUCAUAUAGGGUGCUUAUGAAGAAAUUUUAGAUGCAAUACGAACGUGUCCCGAUUUCUUCUGUCCCGAGACUUUCGAUCGAGUUAUUGAGUCAUAGCAAUAUCAAACAUAUCUCCGUGCCGAAUAGAACGUUCCCAGAAUACGAAAUAAAAGUGAAUUUCGAACGGAAGUCUAUAAAGCAUCUAACGUAGUAAUAAUGGUGGAAUUUACGACGCGCAUGAAACGAAUUUCUUCGUGGAUAAACGAUCCAAAUGUUACUUCUCGAUACUUCACUGUUACGUAUGUCUUCAAAGUUCAGGUAAUAAAUAAUUAGUGAUCCUAAA
Messenger RNA from Temnothorax curvispinosus, 2422 nucleotides. RefSeq lists its product as uncharacterized. The coding region runs from base 259 to 996 and encodes 245 amino acids. Gene Ontology annotation, molecular function: oxidoreductase activity, acting on the CH-CH group of donors. Lineage: Eukaryota; Metazoa; Arthropoda; Insecta; Hymenoptera; Formicidae. Gene Ontology annotation, biological process: lipid metabolic process. Gene Ontology annotation, cellular component: membrane. The transcript has 4 exons. The record is from RefSeq and is a predicted model, not a curated record.